UUGAGAUGGAGUGUGAGAAGAGAGACUCAAAAAUGGGGAAGGAAAUGAGAGCAGAGAGACUCCAUUGUUUGGUUGUUCCAUUCCCAACCCAAGGUCACAUAAACCCUAUGCUCCAAUUCUCCAAGCGCCUGCAACACAAAGGCAUAAACAUCACUCUUGCCCCAACACUUUUCAUAUUCAACAACACCCUUAAAGGAAGUUACACUGCUUCUUCUUCCAUCUCCAUUCACCCCAUCUCCGAUGGCCACGAUCAAGGCGGCUUUGCUGCAGCAGACAACAAAGAGGAGUACUUGGAAGCCUACAAGGAAGUCGGGUCGAGAACCUUGGGGGAGUUGAUUGGCGAGCUAAAGAGCAAAGGGGCACCAGUGCAUUGCGUUAUUUAUGACGCUUUCAUGCCUUGGGUUCUUGAUGUGGCGAAGCGGUUUGGUUUGCUGGGAGGUGCUUUCUUCACGAUGUCGUGUGCAGUGGGGAAUAUCUGCUGUCAUGUGAACCAGGGAGAGCUUAAGCUUCCAUUGAUGGAAGGGAGUGGUGAGAUAUCGCUGCCUGGAGUGACACCAUUGCAGCCUGCAGAUUUCCCGUCUUUCAUUUCUGAUUUCGGGUCUUAUCCAGCUUUCUUGAAAAUGCUUGUGGAUCAGUUCUCUAAUGUCAAGAAUGCAGACUGGAUCUUCUGCAAUACCAUAUAUGAAUUGGAGGAAAAGGGAGUGGAAUGGGCAGGAAAGCAAUUGCCAUUGAAGACAAUUGGCCCAACCAUACCUUCAAUGUAUGCUGACAAGAGGCUGGAGAAUGACAAAUCAUAUGGUCUAAGCAUGUUCCAGCCAGAAACCGAUAUCUGCAUGAAAUGGCUUAGCGAACGGGCCGAUGGAUCAGUGGUGUAUGUGUCCUUCGGGAGUAUGGCCGAGGUGAAGGAGGAGCAAAUGGAAGAGCUAGCCUCGGGUUUGAAGGCGAGCAACUACCCCUACUUGUGGGUGGUGAGGGCGUCGGAAGAGGCUAAACUUCCCAGAAACUUUGCUGCGGAGAAGGGGUUAGUGGUGACCUGGUGCCCACAGCUAGAUGUUCUAUCACACGACGCAAUAGGGUGCUUCGUGACACACUGUGGAUGGAACUCGACUCUGGAGGCGUUGAGCUUAGGGGUGGCUAUGGUGGCCAUUCCCGUGUGGACUGAUCAGAGCACAAACGCAAAGUAUGUAAGCAGUGUCUGGGGAACCGGGCUCAGGGCUCACCCCGACAAUGAGGGUAUUGUCAGAAAAGGCGAGGUGGAGAGAUGUCUAAGAGAGGUGAUGGAGGGAGAUCAAGGCAAGAAGAUCAAAAGAAAUACUACCAAAUGGAAGGAAACAAUACGAAAGGCUAGCGAUGAAGAUGGCAGUUCAGAUAGAAAUAUUAACGAAUUCAUUGCUAAACUGUCUCAAUCUUAAGCAGAUCAGAGAAUCUCUGCUGCAAAAUGUUCAUGACUGUAAGAUCACAAAAAUGUUUUAUUGUAAGCAAUAAAUUGGAAAAGUUGUCUGUUCAGUUA
Messenger RNA from Ipomoea nil (Japanese morning glory), 1510 nucleotides. RefSeq names its product UDP-glycosyltransferase 74F2-like. The transcript is spliced from 2 exons. Bases 6 to 1412 code for a protein of 468 amino acids. Gene Ontology annotation, molecular function: UDP-glycosyltransferase activity. Lineage: Eukaryota; Viridiplantae; Streptophyta; Magnoliopsida; Solanales; Convolvulaceae. The record is from RefSeq and is a predicted model, not a curated record.